AUGUUAAAACUAAAAAGAAAUUUUGAUUCAUACAACGAUAAUAAUUCAUACAACAACAACAAUAAUAGUACAGUUGAACCAUAUAGGCAACCAAUGGAACAAGAUUAUGAUGGUCAAUCAAAGAAAUUUAGACAUUUCCAACAACAACAACAACAACAACAACAAGCCCAACAACUCCAAAGAAAUAGAUCCGAAUAUCAAUUCUUUAAUAAUGUACAAUCACCAAUCGAUGAAAUUUUAGAUAAAAUUAAAAACACCGAACCAAUUAGACUUAAUAGAAACAACACUAACAAUAUAAAUCAAAUGAACCAAAAUGUAAAUAAUAAUCAAAAUAACAAUAUUAAUAAUAUGAACCAAAUUAAUAAUCAAAAUAGUGGAGCUAUUUUAAAUACCAAUACACAACAACCACAAAGACUUUUUACAUUAGAAGAGGUUCAAGAAAUUGUCAAAAAAGCUGUUAAAGAAAACGAAGAAGUUAUCAAGGCCGAAUAUGAAAGAAUUGUUAAAGAUAAACUUAUUGAACAAUACCAAUGUUUCUCCAAAUAUAAUGAUGAUUAUUUAUCCCGUCAAAUGAAAGAAAGUGAAUACAGUUAUAUCUCUUAA
This is a messenger RNA of Dictyostelium purpureum, 603 nucleotides long. RefSeq lists its product as uncharacterized. NCBI's taxonomy places the organism in Eukaryota, Evosea, Eumycetozoa, Dictyosteliales, Dictyosteliaceae. The transcript has a single exon. The coding region runs from base 1 to 603 and encodes 200 amino acids. Gene Ontology annotation, molecular function: transcription coregulator activity. Gene Ontology annotation, cellular component: chromatin; nucleus. The record is from RefSeq and is a predicted model, not a curated record. Gene Ontology annotation, biological process: positive regulation of transcription by RNA polymerase II.